Messenger RNA from Penicillium pulvis, 1146 nucleotides. Its product is annotated as putative UV excision repair protein (RadW). Lineage: Eukaryota; Fungi; Ascomycota; Eurotiomycetes; Eurotiales; Aspergillaceae. Gene Ontology annotation, cellular component: cytosol; nucleoplasm. Gene Ontology annotation, biological process: proteasome-mediated ubiquitin-dependent protein catabolic process; nucleotide-excision repair. Gene Ontology annotation, molecular function: ubiquitin binding; damaged DNA binding; proteasome binding. The transcript is spliced from 7 exons. Bases 1 to 1146 code for a protein of 381 amino acids. The record is from RefSeq and is a predicted model, not a curated record.
AUGAAGCUCACUUUCAAGGAUCUGAAGCAGGAGAAGUUCGUUAUCGAGGCCGAGCCCUCCGAGACUGUUCGCCAAGUCAAGGAGAAAAUCGCUCAGGUGAAGAGUGGCUAUGAUGCAGACCGCACGAAGGUCAUCUAUUCUGGAAAGAUUCUGCAGGAUGACAAGACAGUGGAGUCUUACAACAUCCAAGAAAAGGACUUCCUAGUUUGCCUGCCUUCAAAGCAACCCAAGGCUGCCCCCUCUGCCUCUGCCCAGGCCCCUUCCACACCCGCUGCCCGAGUUCCUGCUGCCACCCCCGCUGCUCCUCCUGCUCCUGCCCCUGCUGCUGCCUCAGCUCCCGCCGUCCCCGCGACUCCAUCGCCCGCCGACCGUGGCACUCAACCCGCUAGCCAAGAUGCUGCCUUCAACGACCCUUCCACGUUGGCGAUGGGAUCCGCAGCUGAGAGUGCCGUGACCCAAAUGGAGGCCAUGGGAUUCGCAAGAAGCGAUAUCGACCGUGCCAUGCGCGCUGCAUACUUCAACCCUGACCGUGCUAUCGAAUAUCUGUUGACUGGUAUCCCCGAGAAUAUCCAGCAGGAACAGCAACAACGGCAACAACAGCAGGAGGCUGCUGGUUCCCUUCCUUCCAUUCCUGCUGCUACCGGUGGCUCUGGUGGUGAGGAGCCAGUGAACUUGUUCGAGGCCGCUGCUCAGGCCGGUGAUGGUAGUGGUGCCCGUGGUGCUCGCACUGGUGGUGCUCCCGCCGCCGCUGGUGCUGGUGGCGAUGCUCUUGCCAGUUUGGACUUCCUCCGCAGCAACCCCCACUUCCAGCAGCUUCGCCAGCUCGUUCAGCAGCAGCCCCACAUGCUUGAGCCCAUUCUGCAACAGGUUGCGGCUGGCAACCCCCAGAUUGCCCAGAUCAUUGGACAAAACUCCGAGCAGUUCUUGCAGCUGCUGAGUGAGGACUUUGAUGAGGAUGAUGAGGCCAACCUGCCCCCAGGCACACAAGCCGUUUCCGUCACACCGGAAGAGCGGGACGCCAUUGAGCGCCUGUGCCGUCUUGGCUUCCCUCGGGAUUCCGUCAUUCAGGCCUACUUCGCCUGCGACAAGAACGAGGAGCUUGCCGCCAACUUCCUCUUUGAACAGCCCGAUGAGGAGGAGGAUUAA